AUGGAGAAGGGCCAGCAGGCGGUAGCCGCUGCUGCGGUGGAGCGAGAGGUAGAUAUGCGACGUGCGGGUCGUCGCGUAUUCCUUAUCAAGGCGCCCGUCUAUCUUGCCAAGGCAUGGGCCGAGGCGGGGGCGGGGGCGGAUCUGGGCCGCCUCUUCCUGAACCCAGCAGCCCUCCCCGUCAUCGAGGGGCGUAGUGGGGCGAUUAAUGGCGGGCGGCUCGGAGGGGGCCGUGCGCGAGCACACCAUCUCCUUCGUGAAGCUGCCCGAGCCAUCCUACUGCUUCUCGGACAGCGAAAAGGGCUUCGCGGUGGAGGGUGCGGCACGCGUGCGGCUGGACGCGCAGCCGGUGUUCAGCAAGGAGUACAGAUCGUUCGUGAAGGUGCGCGAGGAGAAGGAGAACGUCAAGACGCGCGAGCUCAAGCGCAUCGACAACAACGAGACCGACAUCAAGCGCCCGCGACCCUCGCUACUCAAGCCGAAGAAGAAGGAGGACCUGGUGCAGGACAAGAUGACCCGGAUGCCGCGAUCGGAGCUCAUCGAGCUCAUCUUCUCCUGCUUCCGGCGACAGGAGCACUGGUCGCUCACGGCGCUGCGAGAGUACACGCAGCAGCCCGUGGUCUACCUCAAGGAGGUGCUCAACGAGGUCUGCACCUACAACAAGAAGUUCUCAGAGAAGACGCGAGCACAUUCGAGCUGCGGCCCGAGUUCCGAGAGGAGAAGAAGAAGCCCGCUGCCGACCCGCCGGCGUAG
Molecule: messenger RNA, 750 nt
Organism: Acanthamoeba castellanii str. Neff
Lineage: Eukaryota; Discosea; Longamoebia; Acanthamoebidae
Exons: 6
Coding region: 1-750 (249 amino acids)
Biological process (GO): transcription initiation at RNA polymerase II promoter
Source: RefSeq, a predicted model, not a curated record